Messenger RNA from Xenia sp. Carnegie-2017, 5745 nucleotides. RefSeq names its product tudor domain-containing 6-like. Lineage: Eukaryota; Metazoa; Cnidaria; Anthozoa; Malacalcyonacea; Xeniidae. The record is from RefSeq and is a predicted model, not a curated record. The transcript has 9 exons. Bases 132 to 5474 code for a protein of 1780 amino acids. Gene Ontology annotation, molecular function: RNA binding.
GACGAACCAAUCAGAACCACGUGGGCUGUGAUGAUGAGAGAACAUUUUGGUUUAUGACCAACCAUGUGGGUGCAAAUGUGGCAACUUGGAAGAUGAAUCACCGAGAAAAUAGACAUUGUUAAACUCUCUUUAUGAUGGCAGAAAGUACAGUCUUCGAGACUUCUGGCUCAGGAUUAAGUCAAGUGCAAUUUGGUCGGCCUUGGGCAGCGAGUGAUGCGAAUAAACAAUCGAUUGCAUUUCAUGUACCAUCGCAAACAUGGCAACAAAAUCACUUGACAAAAGAUCAACACAACGACAUGGAAAAUCUAGACCAGAACCUUGCUGAUUCAUUAAAUUCGCAACAGAAUGUUUUACCUGAGCCUCCAGAUGGAGGAAUAGAUGAUUGGAAUCCCAUGGAUGAAGACUUUGCUAGUCCUCAGUUUAAUUGUUACAAAAACUUUAAUAUCCUCGAAGCGGAGGAUCCUUGUGAGCGAUCCCCUGAGAAAAGCAUUCGACAGUCCCCUGACAAUCGUGAAGAGGAAGUUUCAAUUUACAUUGGAAAUAUUCCACUAAGCAUUACUAAUGAAGGUAUCAGAAAUUUGUUUUCUAAUGUUGGUGUUGUUCAGCAUUGUGCAGUUUUUCCACCCAAAGAUCCAAGUUAUGACACAAAAUAUGGGUUUGUCAAAUUUUCCACAUGGCGCGAGGCAAUAAAAGUAAUUGAGGAGUAUGAUGGUUUUUAUGUUGGUUGUGAAAAAAACCUGAUCGUUCGAGUAGCUCAUCGAAGACAUGAGACUGACGAAAUCGUUGAUUAUAAAGAUUUUGACAAUAAUUUGCCUGAUGAAACUGGUGAUGAUCAGUUAGCCAACAAUCAUCUACAACAUGAGGAUAAUAAUAAACUUGAUGAUGAAGCGUGGAGUUCCGAAAAUCAUGAGUUGAUUGAGAAAUCUUUGGUCACUGUGGGCAGGAAUCAAGAUUGUGUCCCAAACUCUCUGAACUGUAUUGACCAUGAAAAUCUUGAAAAACCAUCGUCCAAAGUGCUCAACAUUGUGUCCUCAGAUUCUUCUGGAACUGCUGAAAUGCCCCAUAAGAACGAAGCAAAAGUGAAACAGUCUGGAUCUACACUACCCAAGUAUCCUUGCACUAAUUGCAACAAGUUGUGCACAAAGAGAUGCUCCGAAUGCAAGGCGCCAUAUUGCAGCCGAAAAUGUCAAAAGGAGGAUAAAGCAAGACACAAAUUGAUCUGCACCUAUGCAGGAUUCAAAAAACCAGAACUCCCAAAGCAAGUAACUGUUGAACCUUACAACAACUUUAAAACCGAUAGCGAUUUUGACUGCAUUGACAUUUCUAUCGAUGCAACAACCAUGCCUGCGCGAGUAACUUCAGACAAAGAUUCGGAAAGUGGCAAAGAGCUUUUGAGUGAAACAUUAGUUGACAGUCUCGCCAGUGAAAAAGAAGAUAGCGCGACUGUAUUGUUUGAAAGGUUUGAAGAAUCCAAAACUUCUCCUGAAGGGGUGAUGUGUGACAGUAGUUCCAAGUUAUCAAAUGACGAAAUCUCGCAGUCGUUUUUGGAUAAGGAAUUUGUUGCCUACGUUUCUGCUACAUUUUCUUCAAAUAAUUUUUGGGCUGUUCCACGAACUCUCGAAUCUCAACACUUUUGUGAAUUGACUGCAAAGACGAGUAAUCUUACGGAAGGAAACCUUGAGAAACUCAAAGUAUUUGACAUUGGUGAUUUGUGUUUGACCAGGUUAAGUGUCGAUAAUUGCUGGUAUCGGGCAAGGAUAGACCAGUACACCUGCGGUGGUAAAGUACGGGUGAUUUUUAUUGACUAUGGGAACGUCGAGUUGAAAGAUGUCGGUGAUUUGUAUGAACUUCCUUCUGACUUUAACAAGCUUUCUCCACAAGCAAAGCAAUUUUCUCUGUAUGGUGUUGAUCCCGCGCUUAUCGUGGGAAUGGAGCAUAACCUCGAGAAAUUGCUGGAAAAUCUGAUCUGUGGGAAAACAUUUCUCUUCGAAUUAGUUUCCUCUUCACCAAACUCAAUUCCUCAAGUCAUUUUGAAAGAAAGGGGCUCGACGUCCAGAGUCAGUGUAAACGAAAAGAUCAACAGCAUUGUACAACAAUACUCCGUAGAUUCUCAGCUACAUAAGUGCGCUGGCAAUUCAAACGGUAGUUUGGAUGAAAGCUCCAACUCUGUUGUCUCGAAGAUUAGUGACCACCAACAACGAAUGGCAUCCGAAGUUCUUCCUGACGUUCUGCCGUCUUCAAAAUCCUUUGAUGUAUUUAUUUGCCAUUUUGUCGAUCCUUCUCUAUUUUGGGUUUGGUUUAUAGAUACCGCUAGAAGCUUGUUUUCUCAGUUAUCUACCAUGCUUAGCGCUGCGUAUGAAGAUUCGUCAUAUACUGAAUUUAUACCGUUUGCAGGCGAGCUCAUCGCCGCAAAGUUCACUGAUGAAACUUGGUAUCGAGCCAGCGUCGACGUUGUCAACGCAGAUUCUACAGUUUUUGUCACUUUCAUUGAUUUUGGCAACUCGGAGACAGUUUUGAUUCGAGAUACUAGACGGAUCACCGACUCCCUGGUUUCCUUUCCAAAACUUGCCACAAAAUGCUCUCUGUAUGGUGCUGCGAGCUCUUCGACAAAUUAUUCCAAGGAAUGUGUUCAAUUUGUCAGCAACAUGGUGUUAAAUAAGAGCGCAUUAGCUACCUUCAAAGAACGCUCCAAAGAUGCUUUGAUACUUCAUAUAGAAAUGGUUGUAAAUGGUGAAAUGUGUUCGGUUUACGAGGAAAUGAUGAAAGCAGGAUUUGUUGUUCGUGACAGCCUCGUUACCCAUGGCAACGAUGGGCCAAUAACGUAUUCGACAUAUGCCUCUCGCGAUGAAUUGACCGUCAAUGGACGAGAUGUGAGCUGUACAGAGAAAGAAAUCCCGCUCAAUGAUCAAUCGUGUCAUGUCAUGCCUUCAGAUUCAAUAUCUACACCAUCAACAGCUUUCGAAAAUGGUAGUGUCAGACUCAGAAAUGAAAGUCCUCCCAUUGCAGAUGCAUCAGUUUUGACUUACUUGAACGAUUGCACAUCUCUUAAUCGGCCAAAGCAAGCUGAUCAAAGCAAACAGUUGUGUUUAGCUACAAGAAAAACACAAAUCAUUACGAAACCUCUUGCAGAGAAUACUAACUCUAUGCCUUUGCUUCGGCCUCCGAUCGUAUCAUCCUUGCCAUUUGACGUCGUCGUCAGUUCAGUUGUGUCGGCUGAUGAAUUUUUUGUUCAGAUAAUUGAUGACGAUUCCUUGUGUCGACUGCAUGAACUCGUGCGCAGCCUCAACGAGUAUGUCUCGAUGAAGGAGCUGCAACCGGUUAAAAAUGCUUCGUCGAACAACUUGGGAUGUGCAAAAUUUAAAGAGGAUGAGAUUUGGUACAGGGCACAGAUAAUCCAGAUCCAAAAUGAAAGCUACACAAUUCGCUUCAUUGACUUUGGUAACACACAAGUUGUGUCUUCCAACGAGUUUCUUGAAAUUGCAGAAUCUUUUUUUCAGUUUCCUCCGCUGUCGUUGUGUUGCCGCCUUGGCUCUAGGCAUCAAAUAUGGGGAAAACACAGUCGAGAAUUUAUGGAAAAGUUAACAUUAGAAAAACGGCUCUCCUGUAUUGUGUUGCCCGAUUCGUCCGAGUCGACGUUUUAUGUAAAAUUGCAGUAUGCCAUCAAUAGUGAAGUUGUGGAUAUUGCCGAAGAGCUAAACAAAGAUAUGGCCGGUUGCCCUCCCUUGUGGGUAACUCAGACAUCCAGACAUCCGAGCAAUCUAUUUUCCUGUGCUUUGCCUUCUUCCUGUAAAAGCCAAGAAACAACACAAGAAAUCAAAACUCGUUUUAACGAAAACAUUUUGAGCCCUGCCAUUCUUGCUUCUGGGAUUAGGGAGCUUGGACAAGUGUACGAAAUAAAAGUUACUUGUUCAGGCCAUCCUCAUUCCUAUUGGGUGCAAAACGCAACAAAUAUUGCUCGCAUCCAGGUACUUCAAGACGAGUUAAAGAAACAUUACAUGAAUAGCAACCGUUCUUCAUACAAGCCGGCCGUUGGUUCAUUUUGCUGUUUUGUCGACGGCACAAACAACAAUGUCUAUCGAGUUUACGUAAAGUCACAAACGCCCGAAGGAUUUGUUGUCCAUAGUGUUGAUUUUGGUUUUCAGAUUUUGCUUCAGGAAAACAGUUUCCGUCCCCUGGAAGAAAAAUUUCGUUCUCAAGCCAUUGGGGCUGUUUUAUGUAGUUUGGAUAGAGUGGCGCCACUUUACGGAAUGGUCUGGUCGAAUGAAGCUAAACUUUUUUUCGGCAAGAAGGUUACUGGGAAUAUUUUGAAGGCUCGUCUCGUGUACAUUAGCAAGACCAGAUUGUUUUUGGACGUUUACGAUCGCGAGUCACGUGAUGAAGUAGCGCUGUCUAAAUUACUCGUCUCGUUUGGUUUUGCGAAGGAAUUUGUGGUAGCCGAAGGCGCGACUUGUGACAUUGCAGGAAGUCACGAAACCUAUGUGUCCCUUGCGCAAACUAAGGUCUCUCCUACACAAGGUAAUGUGCACCCUGCAAAAGCGAAUGUGUCACCCAUACAUGGCAAUUCUCCCUCUGCUCAUCAAUUGUCCUCAAUAGGUAACAAUUUGUACGAAAGUCAGCGUUGUAAUAUCACGGCCAAAAACAAAGAGGUUACAAAUUUCCAUCAACCAAAAGUUGAAAAUGGGCAUCAUAGUGAUGUCGAUGAGAAGCUUACGACUAUAAUGAACAAUAAUUUAGCUAUCGAGAACGGCGUUUCGGGAUCAACAUCCAUCGAAAAGAAAGAAAUUUCCGUGUUUACCCUUUCCCAUAACAAACGUAUGGCCACUUCUGCUGCAAAGAACGAAACCCAUCUGUGUUUCAACGGUACAAGUUCAACGUCACAUCAAUCUCUCACUGGCAGCGCUAUCACUUUAGAUACAUCAACAAUUUGCGUUUCUUUACCAACGGAAAAUGAAAUUCGCAUUUUUGUUUCCUGGGUUGAUUCCCCCAACUGUUUCUGGGCUCAGUUGGCUGUCUCGGACAUUGCUCAAGCCUAUGCGAAAAUGGGUGAACAAUUAAACGCCAAUUUACGUAAUUUACACGAUAAGUUGCGCGAUGUAGCAGUUGGCGGAUGCUAUGCCUCUCUUUUUGAUGGUGAAUGGUGUCGUUGCAAAGUUGAAGCUAUUUAUGAAAAUGGAUGCGCACGCAUUUUAUAUGUUGACUUUGGGAAUCGUGAGACGGUCGACAUAGGGUCAUUGAGGGUUUUAUCAAAAGAUUUCAAAGUCAUGUCGGCUCAAGCUUUUAAGUGUGGUCUUGCUGGUGUGAAAGCAGGCGUCGGUGGUUGGAGAGAGGAAACUUCACAUUGGUUCAGAACUUAUGUAAUGAACAAGACUUUUCGAGCCGUAGUUGCCGGAAGUGCUAAUGAUGUCCUUCUUGUUGAUCUUUACGAUAGUCAAAAUGUUUCUGUGAGGUCUUUAAUGAGACAGUUCGCUUCGUGACGAUGUUUUUCGAAAUAGACUUAUGUUUUGCUUCGUUUUCUUACAGACCUAGAGAGAUUUUUAUGACUGGUAAAUAGUCUGUGGCCCGCCUUGACUUGUAAAACGAGUGUAAUGACCAAAAUCUGUGUAAAUUCCAAAUGUACAAAUGGGGAUUUAAUUGUAUCACAUGGAAUAUUCUUCGGGCAUUCAAAGCAUGUUUCGUUCAUUCAUUCAUCAGCUAUGUAUGAACGACUUGUGUGCCUGUAGUUUAUUUUCAACGCUGGAUGGCGAA